GGGUGGAGUUUCACUGUCACGGACUGACAGCCCUCCUGUGACAAACUAACAGGUGUCCUCGGACAGACACAUGCCGGGGCCCCGCCGACACCAACACUUUCUUUGAGUCGCUCUGACUGUCGGCACAAACGAUGCACUCGGCACAAAAAGACACAACUUUCACCAAGAUCUUUGUGGGAGGUCUCCCGUAUCACACCACCGACUCCAGUCUGAGGAAAUACUUCGAAGUGUUUGGCGAUAUCGAAGAGGCUGUCGUCAUCACUGAUCGGCAGACCGGAAAAUCCAGAGGUUAUGGAUUUGUGACCAUGGCAGACCGGGCCUCAGCUGACCGAGCCUGCAAGGAUCCCAACCCCAUUAUAGACGGCAGGAAGGCCAAUGUGAACCUGGCCUACCUGGGGGCCAAACCCCGGGUCAUACAGCCAGGAUUUGCUUUUGGUGUACCUCAGAUUCAUCCAGCAUUUAUCCAGAGACCAUAUGGGAUACCGGCCCACUACGUUUACCCACAGGCCUUUGUCCAGCCUAGUGUGGUCAUCCCUCACGUGCAACCUUCUGCUACCACACCUACGGCUGCGGCUGCCACGUCUCCGUACCUGGACUAUACUGGAGCAGCAUACGCUCAGUACACUGCGGCGGCCGCCACAGCUGCAGCAGCUGCCGCCUACGAGCAGUAUCCAUACGCGGCCUCCCCAGCACCAGCGGGCUACAUGGCUACAGCGGGGUACGGCUAUGCCGUCCAGCAGCCGCUUGCCACCGCCGCCACCCCAGGAGCUGCCGCUGCCGCUGCUGCUGCGGCCUUCAGCCAGUACCAACCUCAGCAGCUCCAGACCGAUCGAAUGCAGUGAGAAUGUGAAAACUGCUUUAUAGGAGGGAAGCUGGGAAGUCUGUAUCCUCCCACCAAGCUGUAUAGUAAGGGAAUGAGCCUCUCCAUCAAAGAGCAUGACAAAAACCACGGGAGAUGUGGCGGCACAUGCAGAGUUACUGUACGUUACGUUUUAUUCAAGUGAGAUCAGUAUUUUUCCACUGUUGAAUAUGUAUGAAUAUUUAAUAUUUAUUCUGCAGGGUAAUGUCAAAUAAUAAUUCAAGUAUACUCUGAACCUCAUAUCAGCCAUUGCUGGAAUUGUGCAUAUGGCAUAUGCGCGCACACACACACACUUGCAGUCAAUAGCAUACAGAAGACAGGUCCAUAAGUAUUUGGACAGUUAUGCAGUUUUGGUAAUUUUGCCCUUUAGUUGAAAUGGAACAGUCAAGAUGUACUUGUAAUGUGGACUGCUAGUUUUAAUUUGAGGUUUAAAAACUAUUGCAGUAACCAUUUUGGAAUUAAGACAGUUUUAAUAAACAGUCCCUCUUUUUUGCAGAGACCAUAACUCAUGGGAGAAAUUAUUGUUUUUAUUAUAAAUCAUCACUUUCUUAGGCAGCUUUCUUUUAGACCAGUCAGGAGAUGGAUACAUUAACACUUUCAAGUCAUGAAUAUGUCUUGGACUUCAUUUAUGUCUCGUCCAGAAAAAAACAGUGGUAAAUCUGUUCUGCUGAAAGUGAUUAGUGAGGGAAGCCACUAAGAUGUAAGAACUCUGGCAUUAUAGGCUUCAUUAUUAAAGAUUUUAAUACAAGAAAACUGAUCAAAUCUAGGAUUGUGUCUCCGAUUUGCCUUCAGUGAAACUGUUGCUAAAAUGUCCCAUCUUUUUAAGAAAGUUCUUUCCUGUGAUGCUGUAUAAAUGAUACCGCAACGCAUCUUAUCCAAUCACAGCCACAGAAGCCUAUAAGUCCUUCAGUAUCGUCAUGGAUGUCCUGAUGGCUUCACUGACUAGUUUCCUUGCACAUCACUCAGAUUUUGAUAAAUGCGUACUUGAGACAGAUUUACCACACAGUAUCAAAGUGUUCAUAUCCCUUAAUAAUUGAUGUAAAUGAAGUCUGAGACAUAUUCAGUGACUUGAAGAUGUUCAUGUAUCCAUCCCCUGACUUGUCUAAAGAAAAAUGAUUCUAUAGCUGAUAAUUUCUAUUAAUUUUACAUUUGAGUUUGUCCAAUUAUAGGCUAAACAUAUUUGCACUAUGUAGACAAAUGUCUUUAAUUCCAAUUGGUUGCUGUGGUGUUUUUUAAGCCUCUUCAGUUGAAUCUAAUAGUCUACACUAUCUUAUCUUGCUUCAUCUCAUCUCUAUUUUGAUGGUGUACAAAACAAAAUUAUGAAAAGUGUGGCGUGGUCCAUAACACUUAAAUACUUGACUGUAUAUGCUUUUAUGAUCAGCACCCCCCCCCCCCCCCCCCCCAACCGCCCCAUUGCCACCACUUUGAAUACAAAAGAAGAAAGUUGAUCAUGGCGGAUAAAAUUUUGUUUGGCAGCAGCAGUGGUUCUCCGGAUACCCCCCCCCCCCCCCCCCCAAAAAAAAUCACAUUUCUAAAACUUAAUGGUGAGUGAUGCUGAAAGCGUCAUCCCCACCAGCACAUCUCAAACUGAUCUCUGAUCAGACCAGUAAUUUGGCAACGCUAUGCAAUCAUAAAGGGAAAAACUUUUUUUUUUCUUUUUUUUGGGGGGGAUUUCUUUUUUUACUAUCAUUCUCAUUAUUUAGUGUAUAAUUUGUGUUGUGAAAUAGAUUAGUCACUUUUCUAGUUAAUGUUGUUUUUGUUUGUUUGUUUUUUAGCAGUAGAUGAUAGAAAAUGUUGACGCUGGUUGAAGCACUCGUUUAAUCUUCCCUUUAAACUGCAUCUCGACUAAGUUGAAGGGGAGAGGCAUCGUUGAAUGUGAAUCUCUUUCUUUGUCAUUAUGUGCCUUUAAAUUAUUAUAUUUAUGUAUUUAUUAUGCAGCCUUACAACACCAAUAAUAAAAAAAACAACCCUUUUAUUGCGUGUGUUAGUGUAGAAUGUAUGGUAAACUGUAAGAUGUUGCGAUGUGUUUCCAAGGGCCGCAUACUUACGGGAUGAGGUUAAAAGUGGGCCUGAAGUGGUAAAGAACAAAACAUAAGCAAAAAAGUACCGACAAGUUCAAAAACAUCCUUUUUGUUUUUCAUGCUAAAAUUUGUUUUCAAAUCUUUUAAUGUUGCUUUUUAUACUUGACCGGUUUGAUAAACGUGAGCGCUGUUGGCGUUUUAAAACCUCAUGUGACGUCUUUUUAGACGCCUGGUGUUUUCUAAUGCAAGGACGUUGUUAAUUUCACCUUUCAUUUUGUUCUGCAUGACUAAAAAUAAUGUGAACAUUUAAUACGUGAAAUAAAAGGAAUUUUACCUUCA
Thalassophryne amazonica is the source of this 3219-nucleotide messenger RNA. It is a transcript of the gene rbm24b, whose product is annotated as RNA binding motif protein 24b. The coding region runs from base 132 to 842 and encodes 236 amino acids. The record is from RefSeq and is a predicted model, not a curated record. The transcript is spliced from 4 exons. Gene Ontology annotation, molecular function: mRNA 3'-UTR binding. Gene Ontology annotation, cellular component: cytosol. NCBI's taxonomy places the organism in Eukaryota, Metazoa, Chordata, Actinopteri, Batrachoidiformes, Batrachoididae.